Molecule: messenger RNA, 987 nt
Organism: Podospora anserina S mat+
Lineage: Eukaryota; Fungi; Ascomycota; Sordariomycetes; Sordariales; Podosporaceae
Exons: 3
Coding region: 1-987 (328 amino acids)
Source: RefSeq, a predicted model, not a curated record
AUGACGGAUGAGCAGCGGAUGUCGCUGCUUCCCAGUGACCCAGAAUGGGACAGGAGAGUCAUCGGUUCCAAGAUCCAGGUGAUGGGAUGGACCUCCUACUCGACCCUGAUGCUGGUCCUCAAGCUGGCCAUGUUGUUCUUCUACCUGCGGUUGACGAACGGCCUCGGUCGUCGUUACCGCAUGCGAGUCCACGCUGGGUUCGUGAUCAUCAUCGCCGGCUGGCUCGCCUCCGUCCUGGCCGUCUUCGUCGGCUGCAUGCCCUUCCACAAAUACUGGCAGAUCAACCCCAACCCAGGCAACAGUUGCCAGCCCGCCAUCGCCGGUCCCAUCGUCUGGGCUUCCUUCGCCGCGAACGUCACAUCCGACAUCUACCUUAUUGUCAUUCCCCUUCCUCUUCUCUGGGGUUCCCGCCUGCGUCUCGUCGAGAAGAUCGGUUCCACCCUCGUUCUGAGCGCCGGCAUCUUUGUCCUCGUUUGCGCCACUUUGAAGACCAUCUUUGUCAUCACUGACGACGUCAACGGCGCCGAGCUCGCCGGCGCAUGGGGUACCCGCGAAGCCUUCGUCGCCGUCGUAACCACCAACCUCCCCAUGGUCUUCCCCCUCUUCAAAUCCUGGCUCAGACCCCUCUUCGGCUCUACCUCGCAGCGCACCACCGACAACAAGUACAAGACCCCGGAGGGCUUCCGCUCCAUCGGCGGCGGCGGCGGCGGCGGCUCCAAUUCGCACUCCCAGUUCAGGAGGGGCAACGGAAACAACUCGAAUAUUUUGACCAAUGUCACCUUUACCGAGAGCGAGGAGAGGAUCGUGAAUGAGAUCAAGAUGCAGAACAUGAAGACUGAUGUUUCGGGGGGCGCGAGGAGUAUGCAUACCAAGGAGACGGACCACAAGGGGAUUGUGGUGUUGACCGAGUUUGAUGUGAGUGAGGAUGCGAGGAGUGUGCAGCAUAGUGAGGCGGCGGCGCCGGCGAAGCCGAAGGAGACUUGGUGA